UGACACUCACGCGCAUGCGUCUCACUUUACUCCUCAGCCUUUGAAAACUCAGAGAGCUCAAUUAAAAGACCAUGUCCGCCAUCGGGCGUCUACAGUCCUCGGUGUCCUUAUUUAAACCAAAUUCUCCAUGAAAUAGCAUUAUCCCGUGGCCUCAACAAUGGCCAGUUCGGGUGCCGUUCAGGUGAAGCUGGAACUCGGUCAUCGUGCCCAGGUCCGAAAGAAACCCACCGUGGAAGGUUUUACGCACGACUGGAUGGUGUUUGUCCGCGGACCGGAGCACAGCAACAUUCAGCAUUUUGUGGAGAAAGUCGUGUUUCAUCUACACGAAAGUUUCCCGAGACCAAAAAGAGUGUGCAAGGAUCCACCAUAUAAAGUUGAAGAGUCUGGAUACGCUGGAUUUAUCUUGCCUAUUGAAGUUUACUUUAAAAAUAAGGAAGAACCAAAAAAAGUGCGCUUUGACUACGAUUUGUUCCUGCACUUGGAGGGCCACCCACCUGUCAAUCAUCUCCGCUGUGAAAAGCUCACAUUCAAUAACCCUACUGAAGAGUUCCGCAGGAAGCUGCUCAAGGCUGGAGGGCAACGGGAUCCUAACAAAAGAUCUUCAGAGGACUCUAAAGUAAUGGUAAUGCAGGAAGGCUCCACUUCUCUGUUCGGGCAGCAUCUAAAGCUGCCCACAUUACCCAGCAGCUCAUUAACAUUGACCUUCUCUGAUGUGAAAAAGAGCAAGUCUUUCCCAGGGUCAAAGGACGGGUCCAAAAGCACCAGUGCUCUUACAACCACAAACAAUAUUAGCAGCAGCUCCCUCAAGCUCCACAAACCGUCUAAGGACCAUAAGGACCAUAAAGACAAGCCUUCCAAAGACUCAAAGGAGUCCAAAAGUGCCUUCAGAGAUUUCAGCAAGGACUCUGGAAAACUCUCUAAAGAUUCCAAAAAACCCAAAGAGAAUCAACCAAUUCAGGAAGAUCGCACCGUUCCUCAAAUGGGAUUUAAGGAGCCCAAGACCACGUCGAAGGAGCAGCGAACAUCUGAGAUUAGCUUCUCAAGCUUGGGACAAAGUAAACGGCGGCCUGUUUUGGACAGUGAAGGCCAUGUUACCAAAAAACGAAAAAGCAGUCUUUCGGAGAGCUCGCAAAAGCAGCAAGCGUGUCCUACCUUGCUACAGCACCACCAUUCGGAUAAAAAAGUUUUGAAAGACAAGCCGCAAAUCCGGCAUAGUAGGUUACAAAACAGUGAACUUUCAGAGAAGAGAAAACCGCCAGCGUUACCGCCCUUCCAGGAUGUGUUGGACCCGAACGACUCGGACAUGGACGACAAUAUGUUCACAAGAUCAGACUCGGAUCAGCCCAGCCCGGCCAGCUCCAGCUCCAGUUCCAGUUCCGGCUUUGGACGUGCACACAAGCGACAAGUGCUGGGUCCUUUGAGGUCGGUGAUCCCAGAUUUGCACUCAGAUGAAAACGAAGAGGAUUCUGAAGAGGAGGAUGAUAAUGACAUGGACUCAGACUUAGAGCGACCGUUACACACGCAAAUGACACAUCGUCAUCGCAGGGUGAGUUUAAGUGACGGCAGUGACAGUGAAAAUAGCUCUGCCUCUUCACCACUGCCCCAUAAUGACCCCCCACCUCUACUGAAAUCUACCAAUAACCAGAUACUCGAAGUGAAGAGUCCUAUGAAACAAGCAAAGAUGGACAAAAAUAAAAACAUUGACUGUGACAAGGCGUACUUGGAUGAGCUGGUUGAGCUUCACAGAAGACUAAUGGCACUAAGGGAAAGGCACAUAUUACAGCAGAUUGUAAACCUCAUUGAAGAAACGGGGCACUUUCACAUCACAAACACAACCUUUGACUUUGACCUCUGCUCUCUGGACAAAACCACAGUUCGGAAGCUGCAAAGCUACCUGGAGACUUCCGGAUCGUCUUGAAGACUUGUGCAGCUGGCUGCCAUGAGGAGAAAAAUCACACCUCCCUUUUUGUCCUACUUUUGUUUUUCCCUCCUAAAUAGGAACUUGUAAGGCAAUGGAAAGGAUCCGCUUUCAUUUCAGAGCUCGUCUCUCGAAACGCCUCAGAAAUUGACAACAUUAUUACAUGAGUCUGGAGAUUCUUACAGUCUUCACCCAAAAAGCCUUGAUAAUCUGACAUUGCCAAAAAAAAAAAAAAAUGUUCUUGCUCCAAAACGAAAUACAUUUGUGUAUAUUGUUACUUGCGUAUGAAUGUUUGAUAGGUUCUUUGUGACGAAUGCAUGUUUCAACACUGCCUUACCACAUUGUCUAUUUAUUGAGUAUGAGUUUCAAGUGUGUGUGUGUGUAAGUGCAAAUGAUAUUAAACUUGUGCAAGCACUUGGGAACAUCAUCAUCUCAUUGGCAAUGAAACAUUUCUUAACGCUAAACAUGAAAAGGAUUUUCGUUCACUGUUUUUAUGGAUUAUAAGCAUUGUUUUUCAUGCUGUACAUCAUGUAAAACUCAGAUUAUGCUGGAUGGAGAAGACUUUUAGCCCUAAUAUUCAAUGAAUUCCACAUUGUCUGCAAAUUAUUGCUGAACAGUAAAAUGUUGCCCUGGUAAAUAGUUAAUAAUAUUAUAAUGUUUUUCAAUGUUUCAUUUGAAAGAAGGCAGGAUCCAGUGACCUCUAUCCAAAAUAUUUCUUAAUGUUGUUUCAGGAGGAAAGUGUAUUGUUAAAUCUUCUAAUGUUAUUUAUUGUUUUUGGGGAGCACAGUUCCCAAGGCUGUUCAUUGGUUGUCCCAGUGCUUUGUUAAACUGAGGAAAUCAAGAAGUAAUCAAAGUUUACUUUUCAGUUCCAUUGUAUGACUUCUUUUCUUUUUUUUUUAGUUUCAAAUUAGAUUAUUUGAUAGAGCCAGCCAUAAAUAUAGAUAAUUUGGGAGACAUGUUGGGGGUUGAGAAGGUUCAGACUGAAUAAUUGGCACUGUGUGAAGUGUAUGAAUUUAUCAGAGGAAUUUUUUUUUUUUUUUUUUUUUUUUGAUUGUUUUUGCUGAAUGAAAAUCAUGCCUUGUACACUUUGUUUCCCAGAUUCAUUUUCUCAGCCCAAAGACCUUUUAGUUUAGUUAUCAUUAUAUAAUGUUUAUAUGUGUAUAUAAACUUUAUAUGUGAUAAAAAGUGAUUAUCUUUCCUUUCUUGGAAGGCACUGACCUGCUUCCAGUUGAAAGUUCUUGAUCAUAAUAUAAAUUCAAAACAGA
Ctenopharyngodon idella (grass carp) is the source of this 3183-nucleotide messenger RNA. RefSeq names its product MLLT3 super elongation complex subunit (gene mllt3). The transcript is spliced from 13 exons. Gene Ontology annotation, biological process: regulation of DNA-templated transcription. NCBI's taxonomy places the organism in Eukaryota, Metazoa, Chordata, Actinopteri, Cypriniformes, Xenocyprididae. Gene Ontology annotation, cellular component: super elongation complex. The record is from RefSeq and is a predicted model, not a curated record. Bases 158 to 1918 code for a protein of 586 amino acids.